GACCAGCAAAGCUACGAGGAUGAUGUCUGUAAACUUUCUGUACAUGUUCAUUAUAGCCAUCUCGCUAUCAUCAGUUAGCAGCCAAGAUUGUGGGGAGGCGACACAAACAAGAAUGGUGAAAUGUGCCGAGGAUCUGAUGGCGGCCGAGACUGCUAGUAGUUUAAUAUUAGAUGACGAACAGAAAUGUAGACGAAUGCAGCUUGAAUUGAGAUGUAUGAAAAAUAUCACAGAUCAGUGCCAGAGUUCGACUUCCGGUAGUGAUGUUUUCAAUAACCUGAUGGCAGCGACACCUACAGUGAUCGAUCUCGUCGAUAAUAAAUGUGGGGAAACUAACCCGUGUGAUUAUGGCGAGGAAUUGUUAGAUGAAUGUAUAGAUCUAGCUGUAGGCGGACUGGAUGAACAGGGAACACAAAAACAAAUGUGCAAGACUGUGGAUGGCCACCUAUCCUGUGUCGAGAAUGUUAUUUACCUGUGUAGAGAUGUCGUCAAUAUGAGGGAGAAAAUGGAUUGGCUUAACAGAAGACAUAGAUUCAUGCAGUUAUGUGGCAGAUAUUUCAGGAGAGGCAACUAUAGAACCAGAAUCUGAUAAUUUCUCUGAAUAAAGUCAUAUUCAAUGUCU
This is a messenger RNA of Lottia gigantea (owl limpet), 619 nucleotides long. RefSeq lists its product as hypothetical. Bases 20 to 586 code for a protein of 188 amino acids. NCBI's taxonomy places the organism in Eukaryota, Metazoa, Mollusca, Gastropoda, Lottiidae. The transcript is spliced from 6 exons. The record is from RefSeq and is a predicted model, not a curated record.